Messenger RNA from Vitis riparia (riverbank grape), 2490 nucleotides. RefSeq names its product beta-galactosidase 15-like. The record is from RefSeq and is a predicted model, not a curated record. The transcript has 18 exons. Gene Ontology annotation, cellular component: vacuole; cell wall. Lineage: Eukaryota; Viridiplantae; Streptophyta; Magnoliopsida; Vitales; Vitaceae. Gene Ontology annotation, biological process: carbohydrate metabolic process. Gene Ontology annotation, molecular function: carbohydrate binding; beta-galactosidase activity. Bases 1 to 2490 code for a protein of 829 amino acids.
AUGGGCUCCUCGUCUAGUUUUCUGGUUUUGAGUUUGUUUGUAUUGUCUUUUUGCUUGACCUGUAAUGCUGAUCAAAUCACAUCCGACGCAAGAGGCAUCAUGAUCAACGGAGAAAGGAAAAUUCUCAUCUCCGGGUCCGUUCAUUAUCCCCGUAGUACUCCUGAGAUGUGGCCAGAUUUGAUCCAGAAGUCCAAGGAUGGAGGGCUCAACACAAUUGACACCUAUGUUUUCUGGGAUCUGCAUGAGCCUAAACGCCGUCAGUAUGACUUUACAGGCAAUAAAGACCUGGUGAGGUUUAUUAAAGCCAUCCAAGCUCAAGGGCUUUACGCAGUUCUUCGAAUUGGACCAUACGUUUGUGCAGAAUGGACUUAUGGGGGCUUUCCGGUGUGGCUGCAUAACCAGCCAAGCAUCCAGUUAAGGACAAACAAUACUGUCUACAUGAGCGAAAUGCAAACCUUCACAACCAUGAUAGUGGACAUGAUGAAGAAAGAGCAGCUCUUUGCCUCACAAGGAGGUCCCAUAAUCAUCUCUCAGAUCGAGAAUGAAUAUGGAAAUGUGAUGCGGGCAUACCAUGACGCUGGAGUACAAUACAUCAAUUGGUGUGCACAAAUGGCCGCUGCUUUAGAUACCGGCGUGCCAUGGAUCAUGUGCCAACAAGACAACGCCCCACAGCCAAUGAUUAACACUUGUAAUGGCUAUUACUGCGAUCAAUUCACCCCUAAUAAUCCCAACAGUCCUAAGAUGUGGACUGAGAACUGGAGUGGCUGGUACAAGAACUGGGGUGGCUCAGACCCACAUAGAACUGCAGAGGAUCUAGCCUUCUCCGUUGCUCGCUUUUACCAAUUGGGUGGCACUUUCCAAAACUACUACAUGUACCAUGGUGGUACCAAUUUCGGUCGCACAGCAGGCGGUCCAUACAUCACCACAUCAUAUGAUUAUGAUGCACCAUUGAAUGAAUAUGGUAAUAAGAAUCAACCCAAGUGGGGACAUCUCAGGGAUCUCCAUCUCCUCCUCUUGUCAAUGGAGAAGGCUCUUACCUACGGUGAUGUCAAAAAUGUUGAUUAUGGGACCCUGACUUGGGCAACGAUCUACAGUUAUCAAGGGAAAUCGAGUUGUUUCUUCGGAAAUUCAAAUGCGGAUAGGGAUGUGACAAUCAACUAUGGAGGAGUUAAUUACACUAUUCCUGCAUGGUCCGUUAGUAUACUUCCUGAUUGCUCCAACGAAGUUUAUAACACCGCCAAGGUUAACAGUCAGUACUCCACGUUUGUAAAGAAGGGCAGUGAGGCUGAGAACGAGCCAAAUUCCUUGCAAUGGACUUGGAGAGGUGAGACCAUUCAGUACAUUACACCGGGGAGGUUCACUGCUUCAGAGCUCUUGGAUCAAAAGACAGUGGUAGAAGAUACGAGUGAUUAUUUGUAUUACAUGACCACUGUGGACAUAAGUAAUGAUGAUCCCAUUUGGGGCAAGGACUUGACUCUAAGCGUAAACACUAGCGGCCACAUACUUCAUGCUUUUGUGAAUGGAGAGCAUAUAGGAUACCAAUAUGCAUUACUUGGACAGUUCGAAUUCCAGUUCCAGCGAAGUAUUACACUGCAGCUUGGGAAGAAUGAAAUAACUUUGCUUAGUGCCACUGUUGGAUUGACUAAUUAUGGGCCCGACUUCGACAUGGUGAAUCAGGGAAUCCAUGGUCCAGUUCAAAUAAUUGCCAGCAACGGCAGUGCAGAUAUUAUCAAGGACUUGUCUAAUAAUAACCAGUGGGCGUACAAGGCUGGGUUGAAUGGUGAGGACAAGAAAAUCUUCCUCGGGCGUGCACGCUAUAACCAGUGGAAAUCUGAUAAUCUUCCAGUAAACAGGUCGUUUGUUUGGUACAAGGCUACUUUCGAUGCUCCCCCCGGAGAGGACCCAGUUGUGGUGGACUUAAUGGGUUUGGGCAAGGGAGAGGCUUGGGUGAAUGGCCACAGCCUUGGCCGGUACUGGCCAUCUUAUAUCGCCCGUGGAGAAGGGUGCAGUCCUGAAUGCGACUAUAGAGGACCAUACAAGGCCGAAAAAUGCAAUACUAACUGUGGGAAUCCUUCUCAAAGAUGGUACCAUGUGCCUCGAUCUUUCCUAGCGAGUACAGAUAACAGGUUGGUUUUGUUUGAGGAGUUUGGAGGCAACCCAUCAUCGGUGACCUUCCAAACUGUGACUGUUGGGAACGCUUGUGCCAAUGCUCGUGAAGGGUACACCUUGGAAUUGUCAUGCCAAGGGAGAGCUAUCUCCGGCAUCAAAUUUGCUAGCUUUGGUGAUCCUCAAGGCACUUGUGGAAAGCCAUUCGCCACAGGCAGUCAAGUCUUUGAGAAGGGCACCUGCGAGGCUGCUGACGCAUUAUCCAUCAUCCAAAAGUUAUGUGUUGGCAAAUACAGUUGUUCCAUUGAUGUCUCGGAACAGAUUCUUGGGCCUGCUGGUUGUACUGCGGACACGAAGAGGCUGGCAGUUGAAGCGAUCUGUUAG